Messenger RNA from Bipolaris oryzae ATCC 44560, 1581 nucleotides. RefSeq lists its product as uncharacterized. Gene Ontology annotation, biological process: biosynthetic process. The record is from RefSeq and is a predicted model, not a curated record. The coding region runs from base 1 to 1581 and encodes 526 amino acids. Lineage: Eukaryota; Fungi; Ascomycota; Dothideomycetes; Pleosporales; Pleosporaceae. The transcript has 3 exons. Gene Ontology annotation, molecular function: pyridoxal phosphate binding.
AUGGUAGCCAAGACCGCUGAGGGCACGAAAGAUCUCGGGGCCCAAUGGAGAGAAGAAUGGGCUGCUGCGCAGAAAGUCAAGGCGCCGAGCUUGAAAAACAGCUCGGUAUUCUACCGCAACAUUGAGGAGGAGCUCGACCUCCCCCGAAAGCAGGGUCUUUCGUUCCCAAUCCAUCUCCCUAGUCAUACUGUUGAUUUCUCCACUUGCGAUGUUCUCGGGAUGACCCAUACCGGCGCACUGAGGGAAGAGUUCCUCAAAGAACUUGACGCGAACCCAAACUUCUACAUGGGCGCAGGUGGCUCGCGACUGUUGGACGGAACUACAACGUACCAAGAUAACUUCGAGAAGGAGCUGGCAGAGCUCAUGGGCAUUGAGUCGGCGCUGGUCGUUCACUCUGGAUACACCGCCAACCAGGCCAUCUUCUCGACCGUCCCGAGAUCUGGCGACGUGAUUGUCUACGACGAGCUGAUGCAUGCUACUGCUCUUUCUGGCAUGAAAAUCGCUUUGGCGUUAGAUCAAAGACCCUUCCGCCACAACAAUGUGGACCACUUUAUUGAAGUCAUGGAAGGCGUCAAAGAAUCGAACCCUCUGGUCAAGGCCGGCAAGCGAUGUGUCAUCGUCGGUGUCGAGAGCUACUACAGUAUGGAUGGCGACAUCUGCCCCCUCAAAGAGCUCAUCGAAGCCGCCAAGGAUAUUUUCCCUCAUGGCAACGCCCAAUUCAUCGUUGAUGAGGCCCACAGCUUCGGUGUUUGCGGCCCUGAAGGAACUGGCUUUGUUAGAGAACAGGGUCUCACCGAUGAAGUUGCCGUCACCAUGGUCACAUUCACCAAGGCUCUUGGCGGAUGUGGUGCGGCCAUCUUGUCCAACAAUACGAUUCGCUCGCUCCUCACUACUCAAGCUAAGAUGUUCAUUUGCUCCGUCGCACCUCCAUUCACUCUGGUAGCGUCAUGCCGUGCCGGCAUUCGACUCAUGCGAUCCCAAAAGUUCCAAGAGGCUCGCGAGUAUCUCCAUGAUCUCACUGUGUUCUACUUGGACACACUGACCUCGCAUCCUGUUUACAAGAAGGCCAACAAGAAGGGUUUGGUCGACCUGCCAGUUCACGAGGAUGGUGCCUGGCAUGAAGUACCAAUCACCCACAUUGUGCCUCUCUGGAUUCGUCGCAACAAGGCCGCGCUUUACCUUGCCUUCCACCUCACCAGAGAUGGCUUCAACGGGUGCAACAUUAUGUUCCCCAUUGUUCCCAAGGGUGAGGACCGCGUGCGCCUGUUCAUUCAUGCACACAAUACAAAGGAGGAAGUCAAGGCGUUGAUCGACUCCAUCGCCGCCUGGCUCCAAGAAAUGAUGGACAUUGAAGCCAGUGGUGACAAGAACAAGCUUCCGAGCGCAGCACGUCUUGCGUUUGAACUCCUCGAAAAGGACAAGGAAGCUAUUGAAAACGGCAAGGAGGCUACUGAGAACACGAAACCGGUGAGCAAGGACAACAGCGGUGCGAAGAACCUUAUGAACGGUAUUAGUUCCUUCAAGAACAGUGGGUUGGUCAAUGGUUUGAAAUUUGGGGAGUUACCUACGCGCAUGUUCUAG